Messenger RNA from Owenia fusiformis, 673 nucleotides. The record is from the annotation of a GenBank genome assembly. Lineage: Eukaryota; Metazoa; Annelida; Polychaeta; Sabellida; Oweniidae.
AUGUGUCCCAUGUUUUGCGCUUGUUCCAUAUUCUUGUCAUGUGUCCCAUGUUUUGAGCUUGUUCCAUAUUCUUGUCAUGUGUCCCAUGUUUUGCAUUUCUUCCAUAUUCUUGUCAUGUGUCCCAUGUUUUGUGCUUCUUCCAUAUUCUUGUCAUGUGUCCCAUGUUUUGUAGUUGUUUUAUAUUCUUGUCAUGUGUCCCUUGUUUUACAAUUUUUCCAUAUUCUUGUCACGUGUCCAAUGUUUUGCACUUGUUCCAUAUUCUUGUCAUUUGUCCCACGUUUUGUGCCUCUUCCAUAUUAUUGUCACGUGUCCCCUGUUUUGUGGUUGUUUUAUAUUCUUGUCAUGUGUCCCAUGUUUUACGAUUAUUCCAUAUUCUUGUCAUGUGUCCCAUGUCUUGCGCUUUUUCCAUAUUCUUGUCAUGUGUCCCAUGUUUUGCGAUUUUUUCAUAUUCUUGUCAUGUGUCCCAUGUUUUGCGCUUGUUCCAUAUUCUUGGCAUGUGUCUCAUGCUUUGCGAUUGUUUCAUAUUCUUGUCAUGUGUCCAAUGUUUUGCGAUUAUUCUAUAUUCUUGUCAUGUGUCCCAUGUUUUGCACUUCUUCCAUAUUCUUGUUAUGUAUCCCAUGUUUUGCGAUUAUUCAAAUAUCUUGUCAUGUAUCCCAUCUUUUGUGCGUGAUCC